GCAGUGCCUUUGACAAGUAAAUCUACAUCGAGUUUGUAUUUUGAUCAUAUUGCAAGUAAUUCAGAGCCCAGAAGUACGGAGAUAAGCUGAUAAAAAUUAUCACCGUGAGAUAAAUAAUAAUUUAUAACUUCAAAGGCAGUCAAUUGUCACCGGACUUUGCAGAAAUGUCGCUAAUUUUUACACCGACUAACCAGAUAAGGUUAACCAACGUCGCAGUAGUGCGUAUGAAAAAAGCGGGAAAAAGGUUCGAGAUCGCCUGUUACAGGAACAAAGUUAUAUCCUGGAGGACAAAACUAGAGAAGGACAUAGAUGAAGUAUUGCAGACGCAUACUGUGUUUACGAACGUUUCUAAAGGUCAAGUGGCAAAGAAGGAAGAUCUCUUGAAAGCGUUUGGUAAAGAUGACCAGACAGAAAUAUGUAAGGAAAUCCUUACCAAGGGAGAGCUACAGGUUUCUGACAAGGAAAGACAAUCGGCUCUGGAUUCAAUGUUCAAGGAUAUAGCAACGACGGUAUCAGACAAAUGUGUUAACCCAGAAACUAAGCGCCCGUAUCCAAUAUCGAUGAUUGAAAAAGCUAUGAAAGAUGUUCAUUUUUCUGUAAAACCUAAUCGUAACGCUAAGCAACAGGCUUUGGAUGUCAUUCCGCAGUUGAAGGCUGUUAUGCCGUUGGAAAGGGCACAAAUGCGUUUGAGAGUUUUGAUAUCAGGUAAAGAAGCUCGCAAACUGAGAGAAAAGAUUGCCAAACAAGCAACCAAGGUUGAAAAUGAAAGUUGGGAUGGAGGGAGUUUGAACUUGGUUUGUCUAAUCGACCCAGGUCAGUACAGAGAAAUUGAUGAAUUGGUAAGAUCAGAAACAAAAGGAACAGGUAUCCUGGAACUGAUUAACCUAAAGGAAAUCACCGAGGGAGACGAGUUACUGGAAUGAAUAGUUUCAAGAUGUAAUCUGGAAUGUUCCUACGAAUGUUAACAAACAUGUAAAGCACUGACCCACUAAAAAUGCAUGGUAAACAGAUGGCUGCCCUGAUUUGUUGCAUUUGAAUAAAAAGAUAAGACGGGACGAGUCAACGUUUACUUCUCUAGUUCGAAAGUAGCAGCUAACAAUUUGCCUAACGAUUCUACAGUUGCAAAUUGCAGUAUGAUACUCUCACACAGCGAUACAGAAUUUGUUCGCCAAAUAGUUGAAAAUAUGGCGCGACACAUGGCGGAGAAAACUAAUUAGUUUUGUUAAGAUUUUAAAAGUAUAUAUUCGCAAAUUUCUUAUCGUUGUUCAAUGCUACCAUAUAUUGUUUAUUAUACAUAUUUGUAACUGUUUAACGAUCAACAGUGUGAACUACUUACUCCCAGUAACUCCAUUAUUUAUAUACAUAUAGUAUCGUCUUGUACUGAAUAAAAUUACAUUUGUC
This is a messenger RNA of Diprion similis, 1401 nucleotides long. RefSeq names its product ribosome maturation protein SBDS (gene Sbds). Bases 165 to 923 code for a protein of 252 amino acids. Gene Ontology annotation, biological process: ribosome biogenesis; cytosolic ribosome assembly. NCBI's taxonomy places the organism in Eukaryota, Metazoa, Arthropoda, Insecta, Hymenoptera, Diprionidae. The transcript has 2 exons. The record is from RefSeq and is a predicted model, not a curated record.